AUGGAUCAAGAGCGCGUUCUUCUUUCGCUUCAGCGACUCCUGGCCCCGGGCCAGCAUCAGUCUGAGACACAACUCGUUGCCUGCCUAGACGCGAGGGAGCUUAACGUGGAGGUGUUCUCAACUUUGUGGGAAAGCCUUGCAGCCACAGUCAGUUCAAUCAACCCCAGACUACUUCAGGUGCUCGAAGCAGAGCUCAGAGCGCUGCUUCGCCUCCUCUAUUUUGCAUUCAGCGUCGGUGUCGGCAGACCAUUUCCUGGCGACGUUUACCAGAACCUCACAUACAGGGUAGAUGUUGGUAAUACUGUGUCAGAGGGAGACUCCGUUAUCAUGACCAGGGGCAGAAGGUUCCUCUACGGUUGUGCCUACGUCCUGGGGCACUACCUGCUGGAGCGUUACCAGACGAUGCGUUACACGGGCUCCCCUUGGGUGCCGUCUGCGUCGAGCGCAGAAAUGAUCGACAACCUUCUCAAAUCUAUGGAAUCUCUGAACUUUUUCCUGUUCUUUUUGAUGAGAAAGUACCGGAAUCCACUGGAGCGCAUUUUUAGGCUGCGCUUGCGGCGGGCAGAGACAGGCGCAACCCGCGCUCUAAGUUUUGAGAUGCUCAAUCGACAGCUUGUCUGGGAGGGCUUCACGGAACUUGCGAUAUCGGUGAUACCCAUCUUGCAGUCACCGCUUCUGCAUCGAAUCCUGAGGAAGGCCGUUUUCCAUGGCCGUUUUGGAGCAGCAUCGCGUGAAGUUGUGUCUCAAGAGCACUCGGGCAAAAUCCGAUGCCGACUUUGCGGAAAAUCGAGACCUCUUAUGCCGCACAUUCUCAUCCCAUGCCGACAUCUUUUCUGCUACGUCUGCAUGGCUAUGAAAAUACGUACCAAUGGCUCGGAGGGAUGUCCGUAUUGUGGGUCUGAGUUUGAGCGGGCUGAAAGCGUGAUUCCAUCUCAGAUGGUCAUGUGA
Cyanidioschyzon merolae strain 10D is the source of this 948-nucleotide messenger RNA. Its product is annotated as similar to peroxisomal membrane protein PEX2. Gene Ontology annotation, biological process: protein import into peroxisome matrix. The transcript has a single exon. Gene Ontology annotation, molecular function: zinc ion binding. Bases 1 to 948 code for a protein of 315 amino acids. The record is from RefSeq and is a predicted model, not a curated record. Lineage: Eukaryota; Rhodophyta; Bangiophyceae; Cyanidiales; Cyanidiaceae. Gene Ontology annotation, cellular component: peroxisomal membrane.